Molecule: messenger RNA, 1296 nt
Organism: Aspergillus terreus NIH2624
Lineage: Eukaryota; Fungi; Ascomycota; Eurotiomycetes; Eurotiales; Aspergillaceae
Product: putative aminotransferase
Exons: 1
Coding region: 1-1296 (431 amino acids)
Biological process (GO): amino acid metabolic process; biosynthetic process
Molecular function (GO): pyridoxal phosphate binding; transaminase activity
Source: RefSeq, a predicted model, not a curated record
AUGGCUUCCGGAAUUUCGACACGAGCUUCCGAGGUUGCUCACUCGGGCGCAACCAACCUUAUGUGGGAUGUCAUGAGUGAUUCAUGGUGUCCAGCAACGAAUCCCCAAGGUUACGUCAAUGUCGGAGUGGCCGAGAACUUCCUCAUGCAUUCCACACUGUUGGAGUUCAUCAACAACAAGCUAGAUCUCCCAGCAAAGUAUCUGACGUAUAACGACGGGGGACACGGGUCUGUACGGUUGAGACGAGCAAUCGCGCAAUUCCUCAGCCGACACCUUCAUCCAGUCAAACCACUGGACGCCAACCAAGUCGUGGUAACGAACGGCGUAUCGACCGCCAUUGAACAGAUGUCAUGGUGCCUGGCAGACCCCGGCGAAGGCAUCCUCCUGGGAAGACCCUACUAUGGAACUUUCAUCCCGGACAUCUCCCUGCGCCCAGGCUCAAAGGUCGUGCCUGUGAAUUUUGGAGAAUGUGAUCCGUUCAGUCUCGAGGCGGUGGACAAGUAUGAGGAGGCAUUGUUGGAAUUCCAAGAACGCACCGGCAGCAAAGUCAAGGCUGUCAUGCUCUGCCACCCUCACAACCCCCUCGGCCGGUGCUAUCCGAGAGAUGUGCUCAUCAAACUCAUGCGCUUCUGCCAGAAAUACCGCAUCCAUCUGAUCAGCGAUGAGAUAUAUGCCCUGUCGGUAUGGGAGAACACGGUCGACGACUCCCCGCCCGCCGUGCCGUUCGAGUCCGUCCUCUCCAUCGAUCUCCGCGGGAUUAUUGAUUCCCAGCUGGUCCAUGUACUGUGGGGCAUGAGUAAGGAUUUUGGUGCAAACGGACUGCGACUCGGAGCGAUUAUCUCCCAAGGAAACCCCGAGCUCCAUAUGGCGCUCAAGGGCACCACGAUCUACUCCUAUUCAUCCCAGGUCGCCGACCACCUGACGUCCCUGGUGCUGGAGGACGAGGCAUUCACGGACGAAUACAUACGACUCAACAGGGAGAAGCUUUCUGCAUCGUAUACAUAUGCAGCCAAAUACAUGACAGAUUGCGGCAUCGAGUACGCCCCUGGUUGCAAUGCAGCAUUCUUCCUCUGGGUGAACCUGGGGAAGAGAUAUCGAGAACUCCACCCCAAUGAAAGCGAGAGCGAGGAUAUUGGCGACAAGGUCAUGCAGCGGUUGCUGAAGCAUAAAGUUUUCCUGGCCAGUGGCGCGCUGUUUGGAUCUGAGAAGAGUGGAUGGUUUAGAAUAGUCUUUUCGCACUAUCCGGAAUACCUAGACGAAGCUUUGCGAAGGAUUGUUGCAGCUUUGGAAGCCUAG